Molecule: messenger RNA, 780 nt
Organism: Postia placenta MAD-698-R-SB12
Lineage: Eukaryota; Fungi; Basidiomycota; Agaricomycetes; Polyporales; Adustoporiaceae
Exons: 4
Coding region: 1-780 (259 amino acids)
Biological process (GO): protein insertion into mitochondrial inner membrane from matrix; mitochondrial respiratory chain complex IV assembly
Cellular component (GO): mitochondrial inner membrane
Molecular function (GO): membrane insertase activity
Source: RefSeq, a predicted model, not a curated record
AUGGCACCAUACACGGACGAGAUCAACGACCUUCGCGAUAAAAUGCAGACAGCGCAGAAGACCCGCGAUAUGCUUACGCUCCAGAGCGUUGCCAUGAAACAGCGCAUGAUAUACGAGAAGGCGGGCGUGAGCAUGGUUGGGAUGGCUAUCCUGCCGAUUGUUCAGCUACCCGUUACAUUGGGCAUGUUCUUCGGCGUGAAGAAGCUGUGUGACUUCCCGCUUGAACAGCUCAAACACAGCGGGGUCUCGUUCCUCCCUGACCUUACGCUUGCGGACCCGACUGGUAUUUUACCGGUCGUGUCGGCAGUUGCCAUGAACAUUCAACUCACGCUGGGCGCGCGGGACAUGGUAACCGCCCCCCAUAUGGCACACAUGAUUAACUUCUUCCGCGUGCUGUCCCUCGUCGGUAUCCCUCUCAUGUGGAAUCUUCCCUCUGGCGUGCUCGUCUAUGUUAUUUCUAGUAUCACAGCCAUGUCGAUACAGAGUGUGGUCCUCCGCCAACCAGCGGUACGCAGGGCGCUCGGUAUUCCAAUCGUUGAGCGGAAACACGAGAUCAAGUCAGCCUCUUUCUUGGAGUCUAUUGACUACGCGAAGAAGUGGUGGGAGAAUAAAAAGAAAGAGCAAGAAGAUGUCAUUCCAUACGAUUUGACCCCCGUCCUAUCUGGUUCACCCAACACGCUCACGGGUAGGUUCAUGAAAUUAGCAUCGUGCAUCCAAAUUGCCUCUUCGCAAGCGAAGGUUGUUUGCUAUGGGCGCUUGUUGAUUCAUCUCUUAAACUGA